Sardina pilchardus (European sardine) is the source of this 5179-nucleotide messenger RNA. RefSeq names its product LON peptidase N-terminal domain and ring finger 2 (gene lonrf2). Bases 939 to 3284 code for a protein of 781 amino acids. Gene Ontology annotation, molecular function: protein binding; ubiquitin protein ligase activity. The transcript has 11 exons. Lineage: Eukaryota; Metazoa; Chordata; Actinopteri; Clupeiformes; Clupeidae. The record is from RefSeq and is a predicted model, not a curated record.
GAUAUGGUUAGCCAGCUAUGUUGUUAUAUGCAGUACGAGUGCCUUGCUAACGGAUUCACUCGACUUUGAAACCAGAGAGACAAAAUAUGCGAACGAAAACGAAUCCGGGAUCGUUGUAGACGAACUACGGAACACGUCUUGGGACUGCAUUGAGCGACUGAAAUCAAGAGAAAGGCAACGAGAGUUUUCUUCUUGGGUUAGAUAACCGUUAGCUGGCGCUAAGUUCGGGUUUACGCAAACCCCGGCCAUUUAGUCGGAAAGGGUAACGUUAAUGUUAUCGGGUCUUAUAUAAACACACUGAGCGAAGUGGACGUUUUUUUUCGAAAAUGAAGGACAUUCUUUCUGGACGAAAUGGGGACGACAGACAGUGACUAUUUGAAACGAUCAGGCUCACCGGGUGAAGUAGAAGAGCUCUACAUAAGCGAAUGUGUUGCGAAACAACAGCAUUCUAACGUUAGACCUUCAAGAAUACCAGUAAGGGUGCACCAGGAUAGGUUAGAUAAGUAAGUCAGCCGGUCCGAUAGAGAUAUAUUUUCAUGAUAUUACAUCUUGGUAUGUCACUCAGGACUGGUAAAGGAUAACGUUUCACAACUACAGCAACAAGGCUAUCGUUACCUGACGACUUCUUGGCGAAGCACCAUAGUUACGGAAGCGAUUACUGGCUAUAUCUGUUGGUUAUGAAACAUGUCUAGGGUAUUAAUCAGACAACAGUCACUAUAAUUGAGGUUUCUACAGUCUUGGUCUGCUCCACUUAAUUUGGGCUGUUCGGACAAUCUGACUUUUGUAAUGUUUAAGGGCAGGGCCUACUGUUGCGGUGGGUUCGUUUUAUAAUUUUAGUGGGACAGGGGAGGCGCUCUUCGUGUUAGCACGAAGCUUGUGUAACUGCUAGCCAGCUAGCUGUGUAAUUUAACCCACAUUUUGCUGCCAAUUACACAACGAUGGACGCGGGAAUACAAAACCACACGGAACAUUUCGUUCAUGACAUAUCGAACCCCAACGCAUUGGGUUUAUGUCCCGAAAUGCUUGAGGUUGCAGAGGAAGCGUGUCGGGCUGGAGACUUCGACCUUGCUGUGGAGAUCUACAGCUCUCAGCUGGCCGAUCUCCACCAGCCGGACCGGGGACUGUGUUUACGCAAAGCGGACGCAUUAGCUAGAGCUGGUCGGAUAGGGGACGCUCUGGACUCCUAUCGUGUAGCAGCAAACAUUCAGAGGCUUUUGCCUGAUGAACUCGGACUUUUGGUUGAAAGCAUUGCGAGGACUAUUCGCGGAAAGGAGUUGAGCGAUCCCAAAGCUGAGAGCGCAGCCAGCGGAAGACAGACGACUCACGAUUCAAAAACAAGUGGCAGGUCGAACAACGGGUGCACGGGCACUGACAAAGAUGGAUCGGAAGAAGAUGAAUGUUUGGACUUAUUUACUUGUAAACUUUGCAAGUGUCUGUUAUCCGAACCAACUACGCUAGAAUGUGGCCAUACCUUUUGCAAGCGGUGCCUGGAAGACACUGAAGCAAAAGAAUGCAGUAGUUGUCAUUCCCAAAUAAGCAAAACAUACGGCGAGAACCGUGUUCAUGGAUUUAAUGGAGUCAAUGUUGUACUCAGUAGUCUUUUGGACAAAUGGUUUGAAUCGGAAAGCAAAUCCAGACGACUUUGGUUGGAAGGAGACGGAAUGUGGAAGAAACAUGAUUUGGCCAACGCGUUGGAAAAGUUCAACAAAGCUGUGGAAAUAGCGCCCUCUAUCUGCAGGCUGCUGGGACGGCGUGCUGAAUUACACAUGGAAAUGAGGAAUUUCAGCCAAGCCAUCCAGGACGCAGACAGCGUGUGUCGACUGAAGCCCCACUGCCCCAAAGCCCACUAUACGAAGGCGAAGGCGCUGAGUGCGGCUGGACGGGCCGAGGAGGCGCUGCAGCAGUACUUCUACUGCGUGGCCCUCAAACCAGACUGGAGCGUGGUCAAGCUCGAGGCACAGAAGGUGCUGGGCGAGCUCUUCUCGUCGGUGUUUGAGGAGGAUGGUCUCGCUGCCCCGUUGCCCUCGCGGCAGAGUGGACCGUCGUCUCGCCUGAAGCCCUCGUCCCUGCUCAACUCCCUACCCCCUUCCUACUCCGCACCGGGGAGCUCCAAGGAUGCCAGUGGCAGCCUCUCUAAGGGCUGCGCGGACAGCCCGAGCGCCAGCUCCGCGGUGCCCAAUCCCGACGGCCUGUUCGAGAGCCCCAAGAGCCUGACGGCGGUGCUGUCCGCCCUGCCCGUGCCCUCCACCCUCAAGAGGAAGGGCUCCGUCGAGCUCAGCGCCGCGCCGCCCUGCAAACUCCACCGGCCCGCAGAUGGUCCCAGUUCAUCAGCAGCCCUGCAGGUGUUUCCAGGUGUGCGGCAGGUGCCCCUGAACCUCCUGGACAGCGGAGACUUCGAGUGCUCUCUGUGCAUGAGGCUGUUCUACGAGCCGGUCACCACCCCCUGUGGUCACACCUUCUGCCUCAAGUGUCUGGAGCGCUGCAUGGACCACAAUCCCAACUGCCCGCUCUGCAAAGAGAAUCUCUCUGAGUAUCUGGCCACUAGAGGGUACAGUAAGACCUUCCUGAUGCAGGAGGUGUUGCAGCGCUACCUGGUCGACGAGCUGGCCGAGAGGAAGAAAGUCCACGAGGAGGAGAUGAAGGAGCUCGCCAACUUGAACCAGGAAGUGCCCAUCUUCAUCUGCACCAUGGCGUUUCCCACAAUCCCCUGCCCUCUGCACGUGUUCGAGCCGCGCUACCGCCUCAUGAUCCGCCGCUCCAUGGAGACCGGCACCAAGCAGUUCGGCAUGUGCAUCGCAGACGACGUCAAAGGGUUUGCGGACUACGGCUGCAUGCUGGAGGUGAAGGACGUCAAGUUCUUCCCUGACGGACGCUCGGUGGUGGACACGGUGGGCGUGGCACGCUUCAAGGUGCUCAGCCACGGCCAGCGCGACGGAUACCACACCGCCAAGAUCGACUACCUGGAGGACAAGAAGGUGGAGGGCGAGGAGCUGGUGGAGCUGGUGAAGCUGCAUGACUCCGUGUACGAUCAGGCCCUGGCCUGGUUCACCUCCCUCAAGGACAACAUGAAGAGCCAGAUCCUCAGCCACUUCGGACACCUGCCCUCUAAAGACCCCGACCCACAGGGCAACCUGAGUGGGCCUGCGUGGUGCUGGUGGCUGCUGGCCGUGCUGCCGCUGGAGAACCGGGCCCAGCUGACCAUCCUGGCCAUGACCGCCCUCAAGGACCGCCUCAUCGCCAUCCGCAGGGUCCUCAUCUUCGUCACCCGCAAACGCCCGCGGUAACCUCUGACCCUCAGCCCACCCCCCCCGCCCCGCUCCUCUCCUCUCCGCUCCGCUCCUCUCCUCUCCGCUCCUCUCAUUGGCCCUGUCCAGGAGGAGCAGAGAGGGGUACCUCAGGUGGCAGGUCUGAGACCGGAACCCUCCGGAACCCUCCGGAACCCUCCGGGAACCCUCUGGACUCUUCCACAGUUCUGCCACUCCAGUUGCUGCUUCUUCUCUCCAAAUGACCAAAUGAGGGCUCCGCAGAGCGGCUCAGAGGAGCUCCUCUCCUGUCGUCCAGCUAACGCUGACCCUCGGAGGCGUCUCCGUAGGACUCCCGAGCGUUCCCAUGGCGACACGCAGCGCGCCCGCUCUCCCCGCGGGAGAAUGAAGUCAUGGCACCGUAGCAGCUGAAGUGAGCCUGUCGUCUGAGCCUGUGUCUGAGCGUGGCCCCGGUCACCUUGGUAACCUGGGAGCACCUCACCUCACCACCUUCUCUUCCUCUUCCUGUCACACACGCACACCCUGGCAGACCUGCACCGGCCCGUACCCAAGCUCCUCUAACGCACAACGGGGUGGCUCUUUCACUCUGACCGAGCAGCUGACCCCUGGAGACGGAGCAGUUGACCCCUGGAGACGGAGCAGUUGACCCCUGGAGACGGAGCAGUUGACCCCUGGAGACCGAGCAGUUGACCCCUGGAGACGGAGCUCUCCACCUCAACAGCUCUCGCUCUGCUGCAGUAGUGCGCCAGGAGGCCCUGUAGCCCUGGAACUGAACUGGGCCCCGAGCCUGAUCACGCGGACACACACACACACACACACACACACACACACACACACACACACACACACACACACACCCUCCCGGUUAGAGUAGCGGCCGUUGGGUUUGACGAGGCUCCUCGCACAUCACGGCAGCAUCUGUACAAGUGCACAGCGCCCUGGUAGUUCAUAGCCAAUCAAAACGCUUCCUUCUUCUCCUCAAUGACUUCACUCUCUUUCUCUGCAGCUUUAAUUGACAGUCUUAAAACAGGAAGUGAACUUGUGUUGACAACCACUCAUCGCCCAGCCCACUGGCUCUCAUUAUGGGAUGCCACAGGUGAGGAGUGGUCAUUUUGACCCGGUUGGACGGAGACCGCGCCUCUGCGCGGCGUACAUGCCAGAGAAAUGCUCUGAAUGUAACUGGACUUGGUUCUCUGUGGCUCAGUGCUUCACACACACGCACACACCUAUACGGUGCCGCCCAACACACCCGUUCUACACGUCUCAUUUUGGAAGAGCAAUGCUUUGUUGUCCUUCACUCUACAGUCGUCACUAGAGACCGAGCGGGUGUAAACUCCACGCCACUGAGAGAGAGAAAAAGAAUCAGAGGCCUUAACGUUAUGAUGACCUACCUUUUGAACUCGAGUACGUAGCAAACAUUCUUAAGCAUGGGGGCCCAAGCGUUCCCAUGCUGUGUCCACCCUUAAGUAAGAUUAGUGUCCGUUGAGUGGUUUUGUAAGUGCAGUCUUUCUCUGUAUGGACCCUGUGUGAGUCAGAGCUUUGUCAAUGCGUGGAAGUCACUUUCUUUUGUGUGUGUGUGUAUGUAUGUGUGUGUGUAAUUGAUAUAAAUGUAUGUGUACUGUAGUUUACGUAUAUGUCUGUUUUGGUUUGCCAGUUGUUUGUGAUUGGAUUGAUGUACAAUUGGAGGCCUUUUCUCUUUUCUUUGUUAAAUAUUUUUCUACCGUGUGCAUUUGUUUAUUCUGUUUGUGAUUGUGCACGAUUUAAUCUCUGUGUUCAUCAACCCUUGUGUGCUUAGGGAUGGUACACAAAUGUUCAUCAACCCUUGUGUGUUUAGGGAUGGUACACAAAUGCUGCAUUUUUUCAUCCAAGUUUGUACAUUUAAAAUAUGAUGAAAAUAAAGUUAUUUUGUAUUUGAG